This is a messenger RNA of Didymodactylos carnosus, 438 nucleotides long. NCBI's taxonomy places the organism in Eukaryota, Metazoa, Rotifera, Eurotatoria, Philodinida, Philodinidae. The record is from the annotation of a GenBank genome assembly.
AUGUUUUGUCAUCGUUUUGUUAAACAUGCUUUACACCCAGUAUGUCACCCUAUACUAGGUUUUCUGCGAAAUUUAAAUCAGUAUGAAUUAUCAAGUGUACAUGAUAUUACAAUACUAAGAGUGUCGGGGUUAUUAGAACAUAUAAACGACUCUGUGCAAACUAUUGCCGAUAAAGGAUACAUCGGUGAAGAUUAUGUGAUCACUCGAAGAAGGAAGCCUCGUGGACGCAACUUAACAGCUGAAGACAAAGAUUUUAAUCGAGAUAUUAAUAGCGCAAGAGCGGCUAUUGAAAAUAUCAAUCAGCAUCUGAAAACCUAUGCUAUUCUCGGCGGCAUUUACAGAGGCGCUAUUGAUGAUUUUCGUAAAAUAACUAAGAUUGCGCAAGUUGUCUCAGCUCUAUGUAACAUGAAGUUAGACAAACAUCCUAUUCGCAAAUAA